Elaeis guineensis (African oil palm) is the source of this 2496-nucleotide messenger RNA. RefSeq names its product equilibrative nucleotide transporter 3. The record is from RefSeq and is a predicted model, not a curated record. Gene Ontology annotation, biological process: nucleoside transmembrane transport. NCBI's taxonomy places the organism in Eukaryota, Viridiplantae, Streptophyta, Magnoliopsida, Arecales, Arecaceae. Gene Ontology annotation, molecular function: nucleoside transmembrane transporter activity. Gene Ontology annotation, cellular component: plasma membrane.
CUUGAGGACUUCAAGAUUCAAUCUUUAUUUGAUUCUGUUAAAAGAUUAAUAUAAGAAAUUUGCGCUUUAUUUCUUUUAUGUCAUGGGUCCCUUCUGGCGAUGCUGUGGUUUUCUUUAAUGUAGAAAUCAUUUUAUUAUUUCCAUAUGUUUGGUUUUAAAAUUUAGUUUUAGUUUUCUUGGCAAAUGUCUCCUGAUAUAGUGCAAGAAGGAAUCAGAUGUGACCUGGGUUGUUGAGUGGGUUCAAACCUUCAUAAAUGAUUAUACAUAUUACUGUGAGGAAAACAAUUUAUUAGUAUCUUUUGGCAAUGUUGUCCAUUAUCUUUCUUAUUUAAUUUGUAAAACAUCUAUCUUAUGUAUAGUUUAUGAUUUCUCUUAUCAGUGAGGCAUUUUAAGCCUUUGACUUCUCUUUAGGUUUCCCAGUAAGUAUCUCUUUGCUAUGAGGAGGCUUUCAUUGAAAAAUCAACAUAGAUUUUUAUCUACGAAUGUCUAAUUCCUUUGUUUUUUGUUUUUUUUUCAUUUCUCUGCAUGAGUAUCUUUCUUGGACAAAACUUUGGCCUAUAUACUAGACAUGAAAAUUUGAUUCAUUUUAUCGUGUAUGUGGAUGUUAUAAUGAUUCAAGUGCACAAGGAGCUUAAAUAUGGAGAAGCUCUGAAGUUGGACAUAUGUGACGAAUAAUUACAUAAUUAUUCUUCUUUUUAGUUCGGAGACAUUUCUGAUGAUAUUUUUCUUUUGGACAUUAAUGAUGAUCUGGUCACAAAUUCUUUAUUUUGAUGUGGAUCCUAAAUGCAUCCUUUUUAUGAGGUUACCGUAAUCAGUACUUCUGAUUUAUUUAAUAUAAUACUAUGGGCUGCACGGUGUAAUUUCAAAUGCUGAUCUGCCUGUUGAUUUAGUGAUCACUGAUAUAAGUGACAGGUUAAUAGUGUUGAAAGAGAACGAAAGGAUAGAAGAAAGUAAAUUGACGCCAAGGAGUGUUUGAAGGAGAUCAAUCAUGAGUUACCAGACUGAAACCAGUGAAGCCACUAGAAAUGAGGGAAAGUUCUUUGCAAUGAUCAUCUGCUGGCUUCUAGGAAAUGGAUGCCUUUUCUCAUGGAAUAGCAUGCUAACAAUUGAAGAUUACUAUGUUUACCUUUUUCCAAGGUAUCACCCCACAAGAGUUCUUACACUUGUUUAUCAACCUUUUGCCCUUGGAACACUUGCAAUACUAGCAUACAAUGAGUCAAAAAUCAACACCAGAAAGCGCAACCUAGCUGGAUAUACUUUGUUCUUCUUAAGUUCUCUGCUACUGAUUGUGUUGGAUGUGGCAACAUCUGGAAGAGGCGGGAUUGGAGUCUUUAUUGGUAUAUGUGCCAUCAGUGGAGCAUUUGGAGUUGCUGAUGCUCAUGUUCAGGGGGGGAUGGUUGGUGAUCUGUUCUUGAUGUGCCCAGAAUUCACACAGUCCUUCUUGGCUGGCUUGGCUGCAUCUGGGGUUUUAACAUCUGCUUUGAGAUUAAUAACAAAGGCAGCUUUCGAGAAUACCCAAGAUGGUCUUCGCAAAGGAGCCAUGAUGUUCUUCGCAAUCUCAGCAUUUUUCGAGCUACUCUGUGUGCUUUUGUAUGCAUUCAUCUUUCCCAAACUGUCCAUUGUGAAGUACUACCGUUCAAAAGCAGCUUCAGAAGGAUCUAUGACAGUUGCUGCUGACCUUGCUGCUGCUGGCGUCCAAAAGCAACAUGAUCAAGGAGUCUGUAUCUUUUUGAAAGCUGAAGAGGACCCAAAACUUUUGGACCGGUUGUCGAACAAACAGUUGUUAUCGCAAAACUCUGAUUAUGCAAUUGACAUAUUUCUGAUAUAUGUUUUGACAUUGUCAAUUUUCCCUGGAUUCUUGUCUGAGGAUACUGGGUCCCACAGCUUGGGUUCAUGGUAUGCACUCGUCUUGAUUGCGAUGUAUAACGUGUGGGACCUCAUAGGGAGAUAUGUACCUCUUGUAAAACAACUCAAGUUGACGCCACGGAAGGUCCUCAUGGUUGCAAUUAUUUCACGUUUCUUGCUUAUUCCAGCAUUCUACUUCACAGCAAAAUACGGAGAUCAAGGAUGGAUGAUUAUGUUGACAUCAUUUUUAGGACUAAGCAAUGGUUAUCUUACUGUGUGUGUGCUUACUGCAGCACCAAAAGGAUACAAGGGACCUGAACAAAAUGCAUUGGGGAACUUGCUUGUCGUUUUUCUUCUAGGAGGUAUAUUCUCAGGGGUUACACUUGAUUGGUUGUGGCUCAUAGGCAAAGGCUGGUGAUGCUGCAGCACUAACACGCAUGAAGUCUACCAAGAACAGCUUGUUUGUAUAGAUUAAAAAAAUUGUCCUACAGUUUCCUUUUUUCUGAUUUUAUGAGAACUAAAUUGUUCUACAGUUAUAUUUCAUAAGUGACAAGAGCAUGAUUUUUAUUUCUGCCUAACAAAAUUUAUAUGGAAAAAGAUUGUUUCAUCAGAUAAAAGAUCAAUACAAAUUUGUUUCUAGUUUUAUGACAA